Molecule: messenger RNA, 3495 nt
Organism: Fusarium keratoplasticum
Lineage: Eukaryota; Fungi; Ascomycota; Sordariomycetes; Hypocreales; Nectriaceae
Product: Protein kinase domain-containing protein
Exons: 6
Coding region: 1-3495 (1164 amino acids)
Biological process (GO): protein phosphorylation
Molecular function (GO): ATP binding; protein kinase activity
Source: RefSeq, a predicted model, not a curated record
AUGGAUUCAAUGGCAUCUAACAACCCCCAACAAGCAGAGCCCAUCACUUUCGACAACAUCCAAAAAUGUUUUGUGAACCGAUUCGGGGAGGAGGGUGAUGAUACCGACCAGAACAUCUAUGACUCUUUUGUACCCCGAGAGGCUAUUUUGUCAUUGACUGAGAGUGACCGGGUGAGACUCACAUUGGAUAACGCGCUAAAUAGACCUCAAGACGUUCAGAAAUUGACCCAGUACGUCGUGAGCAGCGCUGGGCGAGUGUUCCUAACCCUUAUUUACUCCGACGCUAUCGAGUACAUCCGGGACCUUCAAAAAGCCGGCUUCACCGACAACGACCUUCCAGUGUACACGAAGCCGUCCCGAGAUCACUCCAGGGUAUUAAUUCACAGGUGGCGCGUCAACGACACUUCGCCGUACGCAGACAAGAAACACCUGCCCUGCUUCCUGAACUGGUCUGGAGCCAAACUUGAGUUCUUCUUUCACAACCAAUGGAUUUUCCUCGCCCCAGUUUUCUCGCAGAACAAGCUCGCCCAUGUGUUUUAUCAGAAGUCUCGGCUCCCUUACGUGCCCACACAGGGCUCUGAUACCUCCUCGAACGCGGGGUACUUUGGGAUGAUCAGCAAGCGCGGCCUCCACAAUGAACAUCAUGAGUAUCAGAGUCUGUCUAAAGACCAAGAGACGGACCAAGAGACUGAGCGACAUAUCCAAGUUGCUGUGAAGACGUUGACCAUCCAAGGCUCGGAGGCCACUGAUGUCGACAAGUUCUACACCAAAGAACGGGUCACGCUUGAGGAGAUGAGGAAUCUGAAUCAUUCCCAUCUGAUCAAAGCGGUUGCCGCAUACAGAAAGGGAGAUUCUAGGUGCUUCGUGUUCCCGUGGGCACAGGAGGGCAGUCUUUGGGACUUUUGGCAAAAACACUCAGCCAGUCUUAAUAAAGACCUUGUCUCUUGGGCUAUUGGGCAGAUGGUGGGCCUCUCUGAAGGCCUCAAGCUGCUACAUCAGGAGCACAUUCGCCAUGGCGACCUCAAGCCAAACAACAUACUUUGCUUCGUUUCCGGCAAUGAGAGGACUCUGGUGCUUGCCGACGUUGGUCUCGCAAAAUAUCACCCUGACUAUACCCGAGACCGGACCAAAGCUACGACCACUCGACACGGAAGCAGGAUCUAUGAGCCGCCAGAAAUGUCUCCUGACCGAGAGAAGAUUGCGGUCUCACGGAAGUAUGACGUGUGGAGCCUAGGAUGCGUCUUCCUGGAGUUCACCAUUUGGUUGCUCUAUGGUCGAAGCGGCCUUGCCUCGUUCAGGGGCACACUCUUCCAAGAGCACAAGGACGACGGAUUCUGGAAGAACGACCCUUUUCAAAAGCCUCAAAUACACCAAGUUGUUAGGGAUUGGAUCGACAAGAUACUGACCGAUGACCUCAAAGGUCAUUCAGCGCUCCGGGAUAUGGUCAGAUUGAUCUUCGAACGGCUUCUCGUCCCGGAGGUAGAUGAACGCACGACUACCAUGGACUUGUUGCCUGAACUCAAAAAGAUCCAGAGUCAAUGCUCAGAGAACCAUCAAUACCUGUUCAAUCCUGAGCUUGAGAAACUGGCGAAGCUCAUGAGCGCGUCGGACGUCAAGGCAGAGAAAACUAUGCCACAUCCUUCCAAAGAAUACGUAAGUCGCACGAGUUUGCUUUAUGACCAGUGGAGCAACAUAACAGAUAGCGAAAGUGUGCGCACCCUCAUCUCGCUUCUCGAUUGGCCUUCCUUACGCCCAACGACUGAUACGUCGAGACUUUGCGAUUCCUGCGCCGCGCUGGACUUUGAACUCCUUACCUUGGACUUACAUCGCAGGAUUGAAGAGUUGGAGAGCGGCCCGGACGAUUGCUCGCUCUGUCACCUCUUGUUCCGCUGUCUUUCAAGAGUCAAGCCCAAGCCUGAAGGGCCAGUGAAGCUGUUCCGAGACGAUACCUCACAUACAUUUCGAGUCAUUCCGAGUGCGACUCCCGUUAUUUCCAUAUACUCCGACCCGCUCUCUGGCGGCAAUGCUCCAUCAUACACCCAGCUCGGCCUACCGGUUCUUCCCGACAGCGCUAGCCCACAGCAAUUCAAGCUUAUCAAUGAAUGGAUACAUUUGUGCGAUACGUCUCACAACUGCGCCUCUGCUCAGGAACAGGAGGGGCACAUUGACAGCAUGCCUACAAGAGUCAUAUUUGUCGGUACAGUUGAGAACCCUUGCCUCCGACUUAUAGAGACUAGAAACAAUACCUGGGACAAGUAUAUUGCUUUGAGCCACUGUUGGGGAAAUCUCAAAAACGUGCAAAGAUUCAUUACAUCUGCUAGUAACUUUGACAGUCGCAAGGACGAAAUUCCGCUCGAUGAAAUGCCAAAAACCUUUCAAGAUGCAGUGAGAGUCACUCGUGCGCUUGGUGUUGCGUAUCUCUGGAUCGACUCCCUCUGUAUUAUUCAAGAAGAUGAAGAAGACUGGGAGGUCGAGUCUGCCAAGAUGCAAGAGGUUUUCAGCUCUGCAUAUUGCACCAUCGCUGCAAGUUCCGCUCGGUCCUCGUUGGAUGGGUUUCUCGGGGACAGAACCCCAAGGUCGUGCGCCACUAUCCAUACUUCUCAGGGGCCCGUAUUAUAUCUGGCCGAGGCAAUCGACGAUUUCCGGGGGCAUGUCGAGCAGAGCGUUCUGAAUAGUCGUGGUUGGGUGCUACAGGAAAGAGCGCUUUCUCGACGCACCAUACAUUUCACAUCGACCCAAACCUAUUGGGAAUGUGGGCAUGGUAUCUACUGCGAGACCCUAGCUCAGCUACGGAAUCCACACUCGCAGUUUCUCGGCGACCCUAGUUUCCCAAAUCUCGCGCUACAGUACUAUAAGGACGAGCGGAUUCGACUUGUGCAUCACUUAUAUCGGGUCUACUGUGCGCUUGAACUCACAAAUCCCACCGACCGAUCCAAGGCGAUUCUAGGUCUACAGAAACGGCUCUCCCAGACCUUCAAGUCUCGGGCAGAUUACGGGGUGAUCUGGGGCUACUUUGAGAGGACCCUUCUUUGGCAAGCUAAGACGCCGAAUAGCUUGUCCCGUAUACCUUACGGAGACAGGAGGGCUGUUCCCUCUUGGUCCUGGAUGGCGUGUUCAGGGGAUAUCCAGUACAUGGAUAUUCCCUUCCGCCAAGUCAGCUGGACGGGAAACCCUACGAACCCUAUUGACAGCGUAUCGGAAGGUGCGGAAUGGGACGGGCAGCUGGCCGCUGAAGCAAGCCAACUCUUGAUUGGUGGAGACGAUCUCCUGGGCAGAGCCGUCAUUGACUGCAACACGUUCACGUUUGACUCGACCGCUUGGCGAUGUAUUGUGGUUGGCAAGAGUAAACUAGCAGACGAGAAUGGCGACGUCGUUCGUUAUGUGAUGUUAGUCCGACCAUUGGGAGGAUUGGCUCAGGUCUAUGAAAGGGUUGGAGUUGGUAGACUUCUGGGCACACAUAUCUCGAGGGAAACCACAAGUGUGUAUCUCAGGUAG